This is a messenger RNA of Prorocentrum cordatum, 704 nucleotides long. NCBI's taxonomy places the organism in Eukaryota, Dinophyceae, Prorocentrales, Prorocentraceae. The record is from the annotation of a GenBank genome assembly.
AGCAGCCAGCCCGCACGGACCCCGCGCGCCGAGCUCCUUGGCAGGCGGGCUGGCGGCUCCCGCGCUCUUCGCUGCCUGGCUCCCGCGCUGGCGCCGUGGCGCCCUCGCGCCGCUCGGGCUCGCGGCCACUGCGGCGCCCUCGGGUCGGAUGAACGAUGCUCAUCGCCGCCCGCCCGUGCGGCGAGGGCGGCCGAUGGGGGGCGCGGGGCAAGAGCGGCAUGGGCGGCGUGGAGCGCCACACGAGCGGCGCUGGUGGCGCGGCCGCCGCAUCAGAGGGGCGGACGCGGUCGCGGUGCUGCUAUUCCGGAGAUUCGAGGAAUCGAACGCCUGCUUCCUCACCGGGCCCCUUGCAGAGCUCUGCUGCGCGCCCGCAGCGGUACGGUCUGGACCGGCCGCGCUGGCCGAAUACCUCGGGCUGGAGGGCUAUGAGCACACGAGGCACGUGGGCCUGCUGAAGAGCCAGGCCCAGUGGUGGUCGCCCCAGACAGCCUCGCUGCACCUUGCCAGGCAGCUGGCCCUGGCGAAGGCCGCGGUGAGGGCGGCGAUCAACCAGAGUCAGGUGGAUCUGGGCCCGCGAGCAGGCGGCUUCGGAUGCAACUCCUGCUAGGAUCAGCGUGGGAGCUGCUAAGAGGAUAGAGGAUUAUAAGGGGAUGAUAUGGUGAGUGAUCUAUCUGGCCUAAACUGGCUUAUAAGUGGGUUACAAG